Molecule: messenger RNA, 585 nt
Organism: Vidua chalybeata
Lineage: Eukaryota; Metazoa; Chordata; Aves; Passeriformes; Viduidae
Product: C->U-editing enzyme APOBEC-1-like
Exons: 5
Coding region: 1-585 (194 amino acids)
Biological process (GO): cytidine to uridine editing
Cellular component (GO): nucleus; cytoplasm
Molecular function (GO): RNA binding; zinc ion binding; cytidine deaminase activity
Source: RefSeq, a predicted model, not a curated record
AUGGCUGCUCUCUGUGCCAGAGGUCCCUCAUCCAGAGAGAACAACCAAGGGUGGAAGAUACCGCCAAGAGACUUCCAAAGAAAUUAUUCGCCUAGACAAAAUGGACGGGUGGUGUACCUGCUGUAUGAAAUCAGGUGGAGAAGAGGUUCCGUCUGGAGGAACUGGUGCUCGAACAACCAUGAACAACAUGCUGAAGUCAACUUCCUGGAAAAUCAUUUCAAUGACAGGCCACAAACUUCUUGCUCCAUCACCUGGUUCCUUUCAACUAGUCCCUGUGGAAAGUGCUCCAGAAGGAUUCUGGAGUUCCUGAGGUCACACCCAAAUGUGACCUUGGUAAUAUAUGCAGCCAAGCUGUUCCGGCACCACUAUAUUUGGAACCGACAAGGUCUCCGCAACCUGAUAAUGAAUGGAGUCACUAUACGUGUCAUGAAUCUUGAAGAUUACAGGUACUGCUGGAGAAAUUUUGUUGCAUAUCAAAAUGGAGAAGAUUAUUAUUGGCCCCAGAACGUCAUUGUAUACUUCUUUCUGAAUUGCACAGAACUCUUUCAUAUCUUUUUGGGGCUUCCUCCACUUCUGGCAAACUGA